AUGUCUGCCUCUCUCCCAGGCAAUCGAGAAUUGCCCGCUUCUCAGUAUGAUCUCAGUACAUACUGGGGACGGAACAUUGUUGGUCAACAAGCGCCGGAUUUGAGCAUGCGAAAAGUCUCAUUUCGAGGGAGAUUCCAUGAAAUGACUCCGGAGUUAUGGAAUGCGAAAAAGAUUGUCGAUUCAACAUUACAUCCAGAUACUGGCACUCCAGUUUUCCUUCCAUUUCGAAUGUCAUGCUUCGUUUUAUCGAACUUGGUAGUCACAGCAGGAAUGCUUACACCAGGAUUGGGAACGACAGGAACAUUGUUAUGGCAAAUUACAAAUCAAUCUCUUAAUGUGGCUAUCAACAAUGCCAAUGCCAACAAAUCCACACCUCUCUCGACCUCAAAAAUUGCACAAUCUUACUUUCUCGCAGUUGGAGCUUCUUGCUCAGUUGCACUUGGUCUCAAUGCUCUUGUUCCAAGAUUAAAGAAAGUCAGCCCAGGCACCAAGAUGAUUCUUGGAAGAUUGGUACCAUUCGCUGCCGUUGCAAGUGCUGGAGCAUUGAAUGUUUUCUUGAUGCGAGGAGAAGAAAUUAGAAAAGGCAUUGAUGUCUAUCCAGUUCUCUCAGAAUCGGAUAAGGUAAAGCUUGCAGCAGAGGGCAAAUCUGAGUCCGAGGUUGCUUCAUUGGGCAAGAGCAAGAAAGCAGCCACUAUUGCCGUCUCGGAGACAGCUAUCAGUCGAGUUUUGAACAGUUCUCCAAUUAUGGUUAUUCCAGCUUUAAUUUUGGUGAGAUUACAGAAGAAGCAGUUUCUCAUUAGAAACCCUAGACUCACAUUACCAAUCAAUCUGGGUCUCAUUCUUGGUACUAGUCUGUUCGCCUUACCUCUAGCUCUAGCGGCCUUCCCUCAACGCCAAAGCGUAGAUGCAUCAACGUUAGAGGAGGAAUUCUGGGGCAAGGGCGGAGAGGGUGGAAAGGUGGUUUUCAACAGAGGAAUAUGAAGACAUCAUUGAAUGACUUGAAUUUUAUAUUUCCAAGACACAAUUCGGCCUUAUUCAACCACUAUUUUCAAAGGUCCAUCAUGCGGCUCGAGUUCUAUUUUAACCCCACCCACCGAGAGAUCUACUGGCGGGAUAUUGAUUAAAGAAAAUAUAGAGCAUGGCGUUCAUGGCUACACUGCACAGAUUCUGAUACCAUUAGAAGAAAAUACAAAUAACACAUAGAUAGAAAUUCAGCUGAGGCUGUAUACUAAUUUUCGCUUCUCACCCCUUCU
Molecule: messenger RNA, 1253 nt
Organism: Botrytis sinoallii
Lineage: Eukaryota; Fungi; Ascomycota; Leotiomycetes; Helotiales; Sclerotiniaceae
Exons: 5
Coding region: 1-981 (326 amino acids)
Biological process (GO): monoatomic ion transport; mitochondrial transmembrane transport
Cellular component (GO): mitochondrial inner membrane
Molecular function (GO): monoatomic ion transmembrane transporter activity
Source: RefSeq, a predicted model, not a curated record